Messenger RNA from Paramacrobiotus metropolitanus, 1350 nucleotides. Its product is annotated as casein kinase I-like. The record is from RefSeq and is a predicted model, not a curated record. Gene Ontology annotation, cellular component: nucleus; cytoplasm. Gene Ontology annotation, molecular function: protein serine/threonine kinase activity; ATP binding. Gene Ontology annotation, biological process: signal transduction; peptidyl-serine phosphorylation; endocytosis. The transcript is spliced from 2 exons. Lineage: Eukaryota; Metazoa; Tardigrada; Eutardigrada; Parachela; Macrobiotidae. Bases 137 to 952 code for a protein of 271 amino acids.
CAAGAAGAUUGCAGCCGGAAGUUUUGGUACGCUCUUUAUUGGACGCGACAUCCACAGCAAACAGCCCGUCGCCGUUAAAGCCGAGCAGAAGGAGUGCUCGUACCCGCAACUGCAUCGCGAGUACAAGUUCUACCAGAUGCUCACCGAGGGCCAGGGUGUUCCGGCUGUCCACUAUUUUUCGGAAGCCAAUGCAUCCAUUCCGAAAUAUCACACCAUGGUGAUGGAGCUGUUGGGCCCGAAUCUGGAGGACGUCCUACAAGCGUGCGGCGGAUCCUUCACCCUUAAGACCGUCUGUAUGGUGGCAGUCCAGUUGCUCGACCGCAUUGAGUUCAUCCAUUCCAAAGGUUUACUGUAUCGUGAUAUCAAAUCGGAGAAUUUUCUCCUUGGACGGUACAAGGAACCCAAUCACCAGGUUCUACACAUCGUUGAUUUUGGUCUAUCCAAGGAAUACAUUAAUCCUACCACCCGCCAACAUGUUGCCUUUAGCGUAAAAAAAGGUUCAGUCGGUACGCCACGGUACAUGAGUAUUCCUGCACUGCAACAUCAUGAACAGGGCCGACGCGAUGACCUGGAAGCUUUGUCGUACCUUUUCCUCUACCUAUACUGUGGUCGGUUACCGUGGCAGGGCCUUCCCGGGUCGACAUUUGCCGAGAAGUGCAAACGUAUUCUGGAGAAGAAACUAAAGCUAACGGUCGACGAAGUGUGCGCUGAUGCUCCACCGGAAUUUGGGAAAUUUAUGAAAUACGCCCGGAACCUGGAAUUUGAGGCCAAGCCGGACUAUGAAUUUUGUCGCGGGCUAUUCAAAGCGAUGAUGACAGCGAACGGGCUGGAGUCUGAUGAUGUGUACGAUUGGACUGGGCAGAUUCCGGAGUUUUGGAAAACCAAGAGAGUCAAAACUCGGAAGCCAAAAGGCAAAACCCGGAGCCGGAAAAGGAAAGGACACAAGAAAUAAACGCGCUGAUUCGGCAUCCGACCAGGGUGGAUGCUGUUCGUGCUGCUAUGGGCUGCGAAAUAAACGGAAGCGCCCGAAAUGAAAUGCCACGCCAUCGUCCUGCUCCCACCGGUAUAUCUCUUGAAGAUGUGCUGUGUCCCAGUUUCAGAGUAUUGUCGUUCUAUGAGAUUGAUCAAAUCAGGUACUGUUUUGUUUAUGCUUUUUUCCGAUGUAAUGAAUCUGUUUUCAUGUUCUGAGUCAUGCGUUUUUGUACUGGAUGAAUGUUUUUUCAUUGUUGUUUCGUAAUCAUUGUUUUUUUUUCAUACCGCUAUCAAUCAUUUUGCAUUUUUUAGUUGCCAUAUAAUAGCCAAUAAUGAUCUGUUUCGUCAUCGCAAUGGAUUCCUUUCAUAAACAUUCAG